Poecilia reticulata (guppy) is the source of this 684-nucleotide messenger RNA. The record is from the annotation of a RefSeq genome assembly. NCBI's taxonomy places the organism in Eukaryota, Metazoa, Chordata, Actinopteri, Cyprinodontiformes, Poeciliidae.
AUGACACUAAGCCUGUUUGACCAAUUUUUAAGCCCUGUUGUAUGUUGAAUUCCUCUAGUGGCCAUCGCCAUUAUAUUACCCUGAAUUCUAUUCCCUAGCCCAACAACUCGCUGAGUAAACAACCGAAACUUAACCUCACAAAACUGAUUUUUAGGACAAUCCACCUCACAAAUUUUCUCACCUAUCAACCCAAGCGGACAUAAGUGAGCAAUUUUAUUAUCAUCCCUAUUGAUUUUUCUCACUACAAUAAAUACAGCAGGCCUACUACCAUACACUUUCACACCCACUUCCCAAUUAUCCAUUAAUAUGGGUUUUGCAGGUGCUCUAUGAAUGGGAAUUGUAAUUUUGGGAAUACGAACCCAACCAACUCAUUCCCUCGGCCACCUUCUACCUGAAGGGGCACCCGCGCUACUAACCCCAGUUCUAGUUAUUAUUGAAACAAUUAGCCUUUUUAUUCGUCCUAUUGCCCUUGGGGUUCGACUUACAGCUAAUUUAACCGCUGGUCACCUCCUUAUUCAAUUAACCUCUACAGCAACCCUUGCCUUAUUAACAAUUAUGCCUAUUACAGCAAUCUUUACCGGCGUACUUCUAUUUCUUCUUGCCCUUUUAGAAGCAGCAGUUGCCCUAAUCCAGGCAUACGUUUUUAUUCUCUUAUUAAGCCUAUAUCUUCAAGAAAACGUUUAA